AUGGUCAGCACGCGCUCGUCCUCGUCGCGCGCCGGCAGUCUCGCCCCCGACGCCGCGACGCCACCAAACCCGCCCUCGGCCGCCGCCGCCGCCAGCCGCUCCUCGCCCUCGCCGAAGCCGCCGUCGCGCCGCCCCGGCCGCCCCCGUCGCAGCAACAUGGCGUCGUCGUCGUCGUCGGGCGCACCCGCCGGCGGCUGGGCGCACACGCCCACGCCCGCCACGCUCCUCUGGAUGGCCAUCUCGCUGCCCCUCGUCGUCUGGGACACGGGCUACGUCCUCGGCCGCCCGCACACCAUGGAGGGCGGCCGCCUGCACUGGCCGCUCUGGGUCCCCUACAAGCUCUACGGCCAGGUCGACCACAUCUACGGCUGGAAGGCAUUUGAGGCCCGCAACGGCUUCACCGCCGCCCAGGGCUUCCUCAACCUCGUCGAGACGGCCAUGUACGUCGCCUACCUCUGGCUCUACUUCCGCUCCUCCGACGCCGACGCCGACGCCGGCCCCCGCUCCGGUGCCGCCGCCGCCGCCGCCGCCUCCCCUCGCACAAAGGCCAUCCGCGGCCGGCCCGGCGCCGCCGCCGUUCUCAUUGGCUUCAGCGCCGCCGUCAUGACUCUGAGCAAGACGGUCCUGUACUGGAUGAAUGAGUACUACAGCGGCUUCGACAACAUUGGCCACAACGCCAUGAUCCAGCUCCUCUACCUCUGGAUCAUCCCCAACGGCGCCUGGCUCGUCGGCUCGGCCUACAUGAUCUACUCCCUCGGCGGCGACAUCCUCCAGGGUCUCGAGAUAGCCUCCGCACACGUCAAAGAGGAGUGA
Hirsutella rhossiliensis is the source of this 813-nucleotide messenger RNA. RefSeq names its product C6 transcription factor. The record is from RefSeq and is a predicted model, not a curated record. Bases 1 to 813 code for a protein of 270 amino acids. The transcript is spliced from 3 exons. NCBI's taxonomy places the organism in Eukaryota, Fungi, Ascomycota, Sordariomycetes, Hypocreales, Ophiocordycipitaceae.